CGUAUACCCUAAAGAGCUCAGUAGGAUCACAUUAUACUACUCCAGGUCCAGGCUCAUCAUCCCCAAAACCAAAACCAAAACCACGGGAAAUGAAAUAAUAAGAAGAGGAAAUAAAAAGAGAGAGAUAUUUUGUGUGAUACCGAUGAUGCAGUAGUAUUAGGUCUGAUUGAUGUCUCACCAAAAGCGCCCUUACUCUAACAACAGUGAUUCAAUCUCAGCAGCCAUGAAAAAAGCUAAAUCUCAAGCUAUAAAUUAUUCGUCAACAGCAGAAAAGAAUGGAAUACGUUUCAAUGAUGAUGAUAACGAUGAUGAAGGUUCUAAUCCAAUGAUUCUCGAAGAUAAUAUUAUUAAGAAUCAUGAUAUUCUUGGCGGUGCUGGUAGUAGUAGUGGUGGUGGUGGUGGAUGUAGUCGUGCUAUAGCUGCAAAUUUGUCUAGAAAGAAAGCAACUCCUCCUCAACCUGCUAAGAAACUUGUUAUUAAGCUUGUUAAAGAAAAACCAAAGCUGCCAACAAAUUUUGAAGAAAAUACAUGGGGAACACUGAAGUCGGCUAUUAGUGCUAUAUUCCUAAAGCAACCAGACCCCUGUGACUCAGAAAAGCUUUAUCAGGCUGUUUGCAAUCUGUGUGAGCACAAGAUGGGCGGAAAUCUCUAUAAAAAAAUCGAGAAGGAAUGUGAAGCACACAUUUCCACGGCACUGCAAAAUUUGGUUGACCAGAGUCCUGAUUUGGUGGUAUUCCUGUCUCUUGUGGAGAAAUGUUGGCAAGAUCUUUGCGACCAAAUGUUAAUGAUUCGUGGCAUAGCCUUGUAUCUGGACAGAACAUAUGUCAAACAAACACCAAAUGUGCGUUCAUUGUGGGACAUGGGGCUGCAGCUAUUUUGCAAACAUUUAUCUUUGUUACCAGAAGUUGGGCAUAAAACAGUCACGGGUCUUUUAAGAUUGAUCGAAAGGGAAAGAUUAGGUGAAGCUAUUGACAGAACUCUUGUUAAUCAUCUCUUGAAGAUGUUUAAUGCACUAGGAAUCUACUCAGAGAGCUUUGAGAAACCAUUUCUUGUGGGGACAUCUGAAUUUUAUGCUUCAGAAGGUGCAAAAUACAUGCAGCAGUCGGACGUUCCAGAUUAUCUUAAGCAUGUGGAGUUAAGGUUGCAUGAAGAGCAUGAAAGAUGCUUACUAUACCUGGAUGCUGGUACAAGGAAGCCACUAAUAGCAACUACAGAAAGACAACUUCUCGAGCAUCAUAUAUCUGCAAUUCUCGAUAAGGGUUUCACAAUGCUUAUGGAUCGGAAUCGCGUUGAGGAUCUUCGAAGGAUGUAUGCGCUAUUUUCACGGGUUAAUGCAUUUGAAUCCCUAAGACAGGCCUUGAGUUCACACAUCCGUGUUUCUGGGCAAAACUUUGUCAUGGAUGAGGAGAAAGACAAAGAUUUGGUCUCCUCUCUUCUAAGUUUUAAAGCGUCUCUCGAUAUGAUAUGGGAAGAAAGUUUCUCUAAGAACGAAGCAUUUUCUAACACAAUUAAAGAUGCGUUUGAACAUCUCAUUAAUCUUCGUCAGAACCGUCCCGCUGAGUUGAUUGCAAAGUUUCUGGAUGAGAAGCUUCGUGCUGGUAAUAAGGGUGCUUCUGAAGAGGAGUUAGAAGGAAUACUUGAUAAAAUUCUGGUUCUAUUCAGAUUUAUACAAGGCAAGGAUGUGUUUGAAGCAUUCUACAAAAAGGAUCUUGCUAAGAGGCUAUUGUUAGGAAAGAGUGCCUCCAUCGAUGCCGAGAAGUCCAUGAUUUCAAAGCUGAAGACCGAAUGUGGGAGUCAGUUCACGAAUAAACUUGAAGGAAUGUUUAAGGAUAUUGAAUUAUCAAAGGAGAUAAAUGAGUCCUUCAAACAAUCGUCCCAAGCUAGGACAAAACUACCAUCGGGUAUUGAGUUGAGCGUCCACGUAUUAACAACUGGGUACUGGCCAACAUAUCCACCAAUGGAUGUCCGACUUCCUCACGAACUGAAUGUCUAUCAGGAUAUUUUCAAAGAGUUCUAUCUGAGCAAGUAUAGCGGAAGGCGCUUGAUGUGGCAGAACUCACUAGGUCAUUGUGUACUCAAGGCAAAUUUUCCGAAGGGUAAAAAGGAGCUGUCAGUUUCUCUGUUUCAGACUGUUGUUUUGAUGCUGUUUAACGAUGCCCAAAAACUUAGUUUCCAAGAUAUUAAGGAUUCAACGGGUAUCGAGGAUAAGGAGCUGAGAAGAACUCUGCAGUCACUUGCUUGUGGAAAAGUUCGCGUACUCCAGAAGUUUCCUAAAGGGAGGGAUGUGGAAGAUGGUGAUUCUUUUGUUUUCCAUGAAGAGUUUUCCGCACCUCUAUACCGCAUCAAGGUAAAUGCAAUUCAGAUGAAGGAGACAGUAGAAGAGAACACAAGCACUACUGAAAGAGUAUUUCAGGAUCGUCAAUAUCAGGUCGAUGCAGCUAUUGUUCGUAUAAUGAAGACAAGGAAAGUGCUAAGCCACACACUCCUGAUAACUGAGCUCUUCCAGCAGCUGAAAUUCCCAAUAAAGCCAGUUGAUUUGAAAAAAAGGAUUGAAAGUCUCAUUGACAGGGAGUACCUAGAGAGAGACAAGAAUAAUCCCCAGAUAUACAACUACCUUGCAUGAUUGUGGCUUUAAGACUCUUUUCUUUUCCUUUUUUUCUUUUUCUUUUUCUUUUUCUUUUUUCCAUUUUUUUUCCUCUUGUUAUCUGUUUCCCUGUAAAUGACGUAGGAGGGAAGUCUACCACCAUCUUUCAAUAUUUACCAGAUAUCAUCAUUGUACAGGAAUGUGUGCCUAGAAUUUGGGUUGACGACGUUUGCAUCUGUAAGCUGUAACGUAUGUUUUCUCCUUGCAAUUCCCAUAAGUUUUCCAUGUUAGUAUGAUGGUUUUCGAGGUCGAAAAGAAUUUGAAGAAAAUUUACAA
Molecule: messenger RNA, 2920 nt
Organism: Papaver somniferum (opium poppy)
Lineage: Eukaryota; Viridiplantae; Streptophyta; Magnoliopsida; Ranunculales; Papaveraceae
Product: cullin-4-like
Exons: 17
Coding region: 170-2623 (817 amino acids)
Biological process (GO): protein ubiquitination; ubiquitin-dependent protein catabolic process
Cellular component (GO): cullin-RING ubiquitin ligase complex
Molecular function (GO): ubiquitin protein ligase binding
Source: RefSeq, a predicted model, not a curated record